ACAACGUCAAAAAAUAAUAAGUGGUAAGAAUAUAUUCCGUUUCGGUCAUUAUUUCCUAUAUCUGUUUUGCCAGAACUUGUUGCAGUGCUGCAUUUCCUUUGAACAAAUAUGAUCUAGGUGAACAUUAUAAAUAAUAAGACGAUUUAUUAUGCAUUUUUACUGCACAAUUGUUUAAUUUAUAUGAUGUAUAGACUAUUAUCAUGCUCCAACGUAUUAGUGAUGGUUUUAUAGUGAUUAGUCGUUUUCUUAAACGCCGUCGUUCUAAACGUAUGUACAUACCAUACGUAUGUAAAUAUUUUUGUUAAGACAUACAAAAUAUACAUAAGUAUGUAUGUUAAAACUUCGCAAUUAAAACUCGAACUAGAAUGUUUUUUUUUUGUAGAAAUUCGGCUUUAUACCUCACUGUAUUUUAAAAUUAUUGGUUUCCUGCGAUUUAAGUGACUAAUCUAUAUUUAUAGGCACAUAACACAUAUGACACACUAGCAUAUGCAUUUAUUAAAUUUUAAUGUAUCACUUCUGGCAUUUGCAUGUGUACCGUCAAACAUAUGAUAAGGUGAAGAGGUGCAUCUAAUUAUUUAUAUUUGGUAUUUGAUCUAUGGUGAUCAUGAUUCUGAAAACUAGUUAAUUUGGAUUUCAUAUUUUCAUUUUUAAAAUAAAUUGUUUAUAUACAGUACAUGAACUUGGAUUUUCACUAAGAAUAUUAUGCCAAACAUUUUUCUACGACUAGUAAGUGUAGAAUUAAAAGCUGUAAAUGACAAGUGAAUGGAGAAAGACUUAACUUAGAAUCGUAUUGAAAAUACCCUAAGGCGAAAAGUAAAAAAUUUUUUCGAACAGAUUCUAGCUUGUCAAAAUGGAUUUGGUAGCUAGGACUUCAUACCACAGAGCCAUAUUCCAAUAUAGGCCUAACCAAAGUUGUAAAAAGAGUUUUUAACCCAGCGUUUAACAAAACUAAGGUUAUCAUUUGCUUCCAAACCCAUGGUAUGAGUAUGAGGACUAAAAUUAAGUAUAGGGUCCAUAGUAACUACCAAAUCAACAAAGUUAAAAACUUGCUCUAGUCUAUACUUUUUCCAUAUUAAAUUUAAAUAUUUUUUAGUAAUAGUUUUUUAAAUCAGAAUCUCUGAAGCAUUCAAUUGUUGGUUAAUUUUCAAUGCUGGGAUAUGGUUUUACGACUUUAUGUGGCUCUUUAUUUUAUUAAACAUUGCAAUACUAAUGUAUGUACAUAUAUAUGUGUGUGUGCAAGUAUAUAUGUCACUUCGAUUUGUUUCCCGAACAGUGACCGAUUGUUUAAAAUUGUUGUCUCAUCCAUGUUGCUACCACACACUAAACGAUCGGCUGGUCAAUUAGCUGUCUCCAUAAAAUCCUCGCCAUACUGUUCCACUGUUGAGUUCUCUACACUUUAACUGCUUAGUUUCAGUCAUUCAUACGGUUCCAUGCUGGAACGACGUACACCUGCUGCUCGUCUGCUCGCUAGUGAUCGCAUAUCGUGCACAAAAUCUGUGAUUGUAUUUGUGAGAUUCUGUGUUUAUAUGUAUUGUUUAGUAAUUUUUUCCUGUUUUAAUCGUUUUUAAUACCAACACAAAAAUAUUAUUUAAUAGUACUUGGAGCCGUUGGUAUUAAUUAUAUUGUGUACUUUAAUAUUUAAUCUUCUAAUAAUAUUUUAAAUAAAACUCGAGUAAUAAUACAACUGCAUAAUAACUUCUCGAUAAAACGAGUAGAUAAAUAAGCAUUAAAUAAACUGCCUAAACAAGUCUAACGUCUCUCACUCAAAAGAGAGGCAUUGUGUGGCUGAAAAACUUGCAGCUAAAUCGUUCAUAUAAAACGUUUAAAAAUUUAACAUAACACAAACCUAUUUCUUACAACAUUUUCAAGCAGAAAAUUUAUGAAUUUGUGCAAUAACAAGAAUAGAAAAUCGUGUGACAAAAAGUAAUUGAAAUGUCAGCAGAGAAAAUCGAAGAAAUCCCUGUCGGCGAUGAACCCUUCUUGGGUACACUGGACAUUGCCAUAUUGGUGGCCUUAAUCGCAGGUGCCACAUGGUAUUUUAUGCGUAGUCGUAAGAAGGAGGAAGAACCCAUUCGCUCCUAUUCAAUACAACCUACAACUGUCAGCACCACCAUCUCAUCCGACAACUCAUUUAUUAAAAAGCUGAAAGCUUCCGGUCGCAGUUUAGUCGUUUUUUAUGGCUCUCAAACGGGUACUGGUGAGGAGUUUGCCGGUCGUCUUGCAAAAGAAGGCUUACGGUAUCGCAUGAAGGGUAUGGUUGCAGAUCCGGAAGAAUGUGAUAUGGAAGAGCUUUUGCAAUUGAAAGACAUUUCUAAUUCGCUGGCUGUAUUCUGUUUGGCGACAUAUGGCGAAGGCGAUCCAACAGAUAAUGCAAUGGAAUUCUUUGAAUGGCUUUCAAAUGGCGAUGCUGAUUUGAAUGGAUUGAAUUAUGCGGUUUUCGGCCUUGGCAAUAAAACUUAUGAGCAUUAUAACAAAAUGGCAAUCUAUGUGGAUCAGCGAUUGGAAGAGCUUGGUGCUACACGUGUCUUUGAGCUUGGUCUUGGCGAUGACGAUGCAAAUAUUGAGGACGACUUCAUUACAUGGAAAGAUCGUUUUUGGCCUGCUGUUUGUGAUUUCUUUGGUAUUGAGGGAGGCGGAGAGGAAGUGCUUAUGCGCCAGUAUCGCUUACUGGAGCAACCAAAUGUACAACCCGAUCGCAUCUACACCGGGGAAAUUGCACGCCUGCACUCCUUGCAAAAUCAACGUCCUCCAUUUGACGCUAAAAACCCAUUCCUAGCACCCAUCAUUGAGAAUCGUGAGUUACACAAAGGUGGCGAUCGCUCAUGUAUGCAUAUCGAGCUGGACAUUAAUGGCUCAAAAAUGCGAUACGAUGCUGGAGAUCACGUUGCCACUUAUCCUAUUAAUGACACCGAAUUGGUGGAAAAAUUGGGCAAACUCUGUAAUGCUGAUCUCGAUACGGUAUUUUCGCUCAUUAAUACUGAUACGGAUAGCAGUAAGAAACACCCCUUUCCUUGUCCCACAACUUAUCGCACUGCUUUGAAACAUUACUUGGAAAUUACUGCCAUACCAAGGACUCAUAUUCUCAAGGAAUUGGCAGAGUAUUGUACUGACGAGGCCGAUAAAGAGUUCUUAAGAAGCAUGUCUUCAAUCACACCCGAAGGCAAAGAAAAAUACCAGAGUUGGAUUCAAGAUGCCUGUAGAAAUAUUGUGCACAUCUUGGAAGAUAUCAAGUCGUGCAAACCGCCUAUAGAUCAUAUUUGUGAGCUAUUGCCUCGUCUGCAGCCGCGCUAUUAUUCUAUAUCAUCGUCUUCCAAAUUGCAUCCAAAUCACGUGCAUGUAACAGCCGUUUUAGUACAGUACAAAACCCCCACCGGACGUAUAAAUAACGGUGUAGCCACCACAUACUUAAAAAAGAAAAAGCCCGGUGAUGAAGAUGUUCGCGUACCGGUAUUUAUACGUAAGUCCCAAUUUAGGUUACCUACAAAGCCAGAAAUACCUAUUAUCAUGGUUGGACCGGGCACUGGAUUGGCUCCAUUCCGUGGAUUCAUUCAAGAGCGCCAAUAUCUCCGCGAUGAGGGCAAAAAUGUAGGCGACACCAUUUUAUAUUUUGGUUGUAGAAAGAGAAGUGAAGACUACAUUUAUGAAGAGGAACUGGAGGAAUUCAUCAAGAAGGGCACGUUGACUAUGAAAGCAGCUUUCUCACGUGAUCAAAAUGAAAAAGUCUAUGUUACACACUUAAUUGAAAAGGAUGCCGACUUGAUUUGGAAUGUGAUAGGGGAGAACAAGGGGCAUUUUUACAUUUGCGGUGAUGCGAAAAACAUGGCCGUCGAUGUCAGGAAUAUUUUAGUGAAAAUACUUGUGACAAAGGGUAACAUGAGCGAAGCUGAUGCUGUACAAUACCUUAAGAAAAUGGAAGCCCAGAAACGCUAUUCCGCCGAUGUCUGGAGCUAAAAACUUUGACGAACAGCGUAAUAUCUGAUCAAGUCUUUAAUUCUCGUUAAGUAGAAAAAUUAGUGUUAUGGCUGUUAUGGCGAAAAUGUGUGCAUCUUUAUAUGCAUGUGAAUGAAUACCAGAAUAGAUAAGUAAAGCAAAGUACAUCAACAAAAACUAAAAACAAUAAUUUAGUGGGAGGGCAUCACAUUCCGUCAUCUGCAAUACCAUCCCAGGCAGAAGCCUUUAUUGUGCCACAAAGCAGUUAUUAUUAAAAAUACUUGACUACAGUGUAGAAGCAGAAGAAGUAACUAGUUAAGUGAACUUUUGAAACUAAUGGUUUUGGAGUCUUUUAAACACGUGAAAAAUAUCAAGAAAAUUAAAAUAUUUGUAAGAUGAUUUAUUUUUUGAAAACAUUUCGUUUUUAAGCCUAAUGAAGUAAGUAGACGUGUUGAUAAAUAUACGAGAUAAACAUAUUAAAUAUUUAUUUUGUAUACUGGUGUAAAAUUUAUAUGAACCAUUGUGCAAUUUAUAAAAAAGAAAGUCAAUAAAGUAAACAUAUUUUUUAUUA
Messenger RNA from Bactrocera oleae (olive fruit fly), 4501 nucleotides. RefSeq names its product Cytochrome P450 reductase (gene Cpr). The record is from RefSeq and is a predicted model, not a curated record. Lineage: Eukaryota; Metazoa; Arthropoda; Insecta; Diptera; Tephritidae. Gene Ontology annotation, molecular function: FMN binding; NADPH-hemoprotein reductase activity; flavin adenine dinucleotide binding. Gene Ontology annotation, cellular component: cytosol. Gene Ontology annotation, biological process: response to hormone.